Chelmon rostratus (copperband butterflyfish) is the source of this 1803-nucleotide messenger RNA. RefSeq names its product TNF superfamily member 13b (gene tnfsf13b). The transcript has 6 exons. Gene Ontology annotation, biological process: immune response. Gene Ontology annotation, molecular function: receptor ligand activity; tumor necrosis factor receptor binding. Bases 402 to 1190 code for a protein of 262 amino acids. NCBI's taxonomy places the organism in Eukaryota, Metazoa, Chordata, Actinopteri, Chaetodontiformes, Chaetodontidae. Gene Ontology annotation, cellular component: membrane. The record is from RefSeq and is a predicted model, not a curated record.
AACCAUUGCACGGGUUGUUUUUUCAGAACGUGGAGGAGCUAAGAUAUGUUUUAUCAUUUUGAAGAAGCAAGAUGAAUAGAAAAAAAGGGAGAUUUGUCAAGGCCCCCGGUCAGGCAGGAAGCAGUGAAUGCGGUUAGCUGAGCGGAACAAUAGAGGGGAAGCUGCGUUGCCCUUUUUUGUACUGUAUUCGCAGUGCGUAGUCCCUCAGACUACAGUGGAACCGGUUACCGAAGGACAAAAGCGAGAGUUAAGGAAGUCAGUGAGGCAUAUAGACAGGAAUUAAGGUAAAGCCGGGAGCUCAGGAGAAAACCUGCAGCAACAAAAGCAAACAUCUACCAUCCUUAGCACAAGUCGGCAGAGUAGUUCAGUCAUGCUGCCACUGUGAGCUCUCAGGAGAUUGCAUGGGACCCGCGAUGGCAGUUUUGGCAGGUGUGGAAUCAGAGACUGGACAAAAGGCAGGUGAAGGCAGGCUGUCCUGGCCAGUUUUCCUGCUGACGCUAGCUGCUAUCACCUCCUCUCUUUCAGCGUUGUCCCUGUACCAGCUGGUGGCACUCAGAGCUGAGGUGGAGGUGCUCAAAUCAGAGGUGUACCGCAGGAGAGAAGAGGGACAGGAGGCCAAGCACGGAGGCCAGGCUGAGGAUAUCAGUAUGAGGAGAAGCAGCCAAGAACCCCUGCACCAACCUGAGUCUCAACAUGCUGUCACGCUGAUAAGGAGGAGAAGAUCGAACUCUGGAACAGAGACAACAGUUUCUCAGCCGUGUCUGCAGUUGUUGGCAAACAAUAGCAGGAAAACCUUCAGGAAAGAAUUUACUGGGCCACACACAGGUAUCCCCUGGCAGACCGGACUGAGGAGGGGCUCUGCCCUGGAGGCUGACGGAGACAGCAUGUUAGUCAUGGAGGAGGGCUACUACUUUGUGUACAGUCAGGUCUACUACAUGGACACCACCUUUGCAAUGGGUCACGUGGUGAUCCGGAUGAAGAGGAACGUGGUGGGAGACGAGUCUCCAUAUGUGACCCUGUUCCGCUGCAUCCAGAAUAUGAACCCUGUCUACCCUUACAACACCUGCUACACAGGAGGUAUUGUGAAGCUGGAGGUCGGGGACCACUUGGAGCUACUGAUCCCUCGCUCCACAGCCAACGUGUCCCUGGACGGAGACUCCACCUUCCUGGGCGCUGUCAAACUGGCUUAAAGUGCAUCACCUCACUCUGGACCCCCAGGGACGCUUAUGUGGAACGAACUGUGCAGCGAGGCACAGUUCUUGUGACCUCGCCUGACUUUGGGUGUUCUGAGAAGAAUACAGGAAGCAGCCACUGCUGCCCCGACUGAAAGACUGACUGUGUUGCUUGUUCAGCCUGCGGGGACAUGAAGAGCACUAUGAGCUGAUGCCAUAGUCUUUGUUCUUAAGUAUACAUGCAUCUUAUAGCUACAGAUUGCAACCAUACAUCAAGACGAAAUAGUUUAACCACUGUCUGAAUGAAUUUUUUUCAUAUCCAAAUAAUCACAAACACACAAACACACGAUAAGGUCUGAGUUGUGAGAUAUGUGUUGCUUGUGUGAAAUCAUUCUUCUACUGUUUUAAUCAAUAGUCUUUCCUCCUGUAGCAGCAGCAGCAGCAGCAGCAGCGUUGCUGUGCCACUGAAACAGCUCUUCUCAUACGCUUCAUUGUUUUAGAUAUUUGAACAUCUCCACGAGUGGUCUGAUUUAUCAUCUGAAUGCCAUAAUUUGAUUUAAGAUGACCUAUAUAUGUCAAACUGAUUGAAAAUUCAGAUCCAAUAAAGUGACAGUUCUUAGAGAUGACAUCA